Molecule: messenger RNA, 1535 nt
Organism: Physeter macrocephalus (sperm whale)
Lineage: Eukaryota; Metazoa; Chordata; Mammalia; Artiodactyla; Physeteridae
Product: phosphoglycerate kinase 1-like
Biological process (GO): glycolytic process; gluconeogenesis
Cellular component (GO): cytosol
Molecular function (GO): ATP binding; ADP binding; phosphoglycerate kinase activity
Source: RefSeq, a predicted model, not a curated record
AUGGUAACCAAGGGUUCAGACUCUUCAGGGAUAAAAUAUAUUUCAAAAGCCCCACUUUUCUCCGAGACCACCCAUCGCUGUCUGGUCUUUGCUGGAGACAACAGGAGAAGCCUGGGUCUCCCUGUGGCCGCCCUUGUGAUCAGUCCCAAAGGUUUCCUCCCAGCUCAGAUACCCAAAUCAGCUGCUCCCGCCAAUGGCAAGUGCUCGACUCCCGGCUGCCCACAGCCACCAGGGGCCCAGGAUGCCUGGCUGACCUGCAACUCCACCUCCCCACCCGUCAUUCAGUUGGCUGACCUGGGCCUUCCUGAUAGUGUCCCCAUGCCUGACAAGUACUCCUGGCAACCAGUUGCUGUAGAACUCAAAUCUCUGCUAGACAAGGAUGUUUUGUUCUUGAAGGACUGCGUGGGCCCAGAAGGGGAGAAAGCUUGUGCUGACACAGCUGCUGGGUCUCUCAUCCUGCUGGAGAACCUUCGCUUUCAUGUGGAGGAAGAAGGGAAGGGAAAAGAUGCUUCUGGGAACAAGGUUAAAGCUGAGCCAGCCAAAAUAGAAGCCUUCCAAGCUUCGCUUUCCAAGCUAGGGGACGUCUAUGUCAAUGAUGCUUUUGGCACUGCUAACCGAGCCCACAGCUCCAUGGUGGGAGUAAAUCUGCCAAAGAAUGUUGGAGGUUUUUUGAUGAAGAAGGAGCUGAACUACUUUGCCCAGGCCUUGGAGAGCCCAGAGCGACCCUUCCUGGCCAUCAAGUUGGGCAGAGCUAAAAUUGCAGACAAGAUCCAGCUGAUCAAUAAUAUGCUGGACAAAGUCAGAGAGAUGAUUAUUGGUGGUGGAAUGGCCUUUACCUUCCUUAAUGUGCUCAUCAACAUGGAGAUUGGCACUUCUCUGUUUGACGAAGAGGGAUCCAAGAUCAUCAAAGACCUGAUAUCCAAAGCUGAGAAGAAUGAUGUGAAGAUUACCUUGCCUGUUGACUUUGUCACUGCUGAUAAGUUUGAUGAGAAUGCCAAGACUGGCCAAGCCACUAUGCCCUCUGGCAUACCUGCUGGCUGGAUGGGCUUGGACUGCGGUCCUGAGAGCAGCAAAAGAUACGCUGAGGCUGUUGCUCGGGCUGAGCAGAUCAUGUGGAAUGGACCUGUGGGCGUAUUUGAAUGGGAAGCUUUUGCCCGAGGAACCAAAGCCCUCAUGGAUGAGGUGGUGAAAGCCACUUCCAGGGGCUGCAUCACCAUCAUAGGUGGGGGAGACAUUGUUACUUGCUGUGCCAAAUGGAACAAGGAGUAUAAAGUCAGCCAUGUGAGCACCGGAUGUGGUGCUAGCUUAGAGCUCCUGGAAGGUAAAGUCCUUCCUGUGGUGGUGGAUGCUCUCAGCAAUGUUUAGUACUUUCCUGCCUUUUGGUUCCUGUGCAUAGCCCCUAAGUCAACUUAGUGCUUCCUGCAUCUCCACUUGGCAUUAGCUAAUAUCUUCCCCCAUGUCAAGAUUUGGCUAGUGGCCAAGAGAUAUAGCGCCAGGAACCCUUAAACAGUUGUAUGGCAUCUCAGCUCACCUUU